AUGGCCGAACAGCGUGCUGAACCCCUCCGCCUCGGCAGCAUUGCCCCCAACUUCCAGGCCGAGACGACAAAGGGCCCCAUUGACUUCCACGAGUUCAUUGGCGACAACUGGGUCGUGCUCUUCUCCCACCCCGAGGACUACACGCCCGUCUGCACCACCGAGCUGGGCGCCUUUGCGAAGCUCGAGCCCGAGUUCACCAAGCGCGGCGUCAAGCUCAUCGGCCUCUCCGCCAACACCAUUGACAGCCACGAGGGCUGGAUCAAGGACAUUAAUGAGGUCUCGGGCGCCACCCUGACCUUCCCCAUCAUUGGAGACAAGGAGAGGAAGGUCGCCUAUCUGUACGACAUGCUGGACUACCAGGACACGACCAACGUCGACUCCAAGGGCAUCGCCUUCACCAUCCGCUCCGUCUUCAUCAUCGACCCCAAGAAGACGAUCCGCCUCAUCAUGUCGUACCCGGCCUCGACCGGCCGCAACAGCGCCGAGGUGCUGCGCGUCAUCGACUCGCUCCAGACGGGCGACAAGCACCGGAUAACCACGCCCAUCAACUGGGUGCCGGGAGACGAUGUCAUUGUGCACCCCAGCGUCAAGAACGAAGAGGCCAAGACGCUCUUUCCCGAAUUCAGAAUUGUCAAGCCCUACCUCCGCUUCACGCCCCUCCCCAAGGAGAAGACGAGCGCUGCUGUAUAA
This is a messenger RNA of Westerdykella ornata, 690 nucleotides long. RefSeq names its product mitochondrial peroxiredoxin PRX1. Gene Ontology annotation, molecular function: peroxiredoxin activity. The transcript is spliced from 2 exons. The coding region runs from base 1 to 690 and encodes 229 amino acids. Gene Ontology annotation, biological process: cellular oxidant detoxification; cellular response to oxidative stress; cell redox homeostasis. NCBI's taxonomy places the organism in Eukaryota, Fungi, Ascomycota, Dothideomycetes, Pleosporales, Sporormiaceae. Gene Ontology annotation, cellular component: mitochondrion; cytosol. The record is from RefSeq and is a predicted model, not a curated record.